GGUGCGCGUCAGGCAGCGAACCUGCUCCCUCGCUCGCACAUGGUUGCCCGCGGACACCCGCCUGUCCUCGGUUCCGGUCUCCACAGCCGCGCGUCGCCAUGGACCGUCAGCCGGCGCUGACCACGAUCGGCUUCGCCGUGCUGGCCUGCAACUCGGCGCUCGCCAUCCGCAGCUCCUGGGGCGACGCGGGCUCCGUCGCCUUCGUGCUGGCCGCCGACGCCGCGCUCGUGCUGCUCUUCCUCUGCCUCCGCAGGUUCGAGCACGCCGGCGGGGGCGGCCGGAGCACCAGGGCGGCGGUGUGGGCGCUGACGACGCUGCUCACGGCCAUGUUCGCGUCCAGGGUCGCGCCGCUCAUGCCGCCGGCCGCCGGCGCCGUUGUCUGGGCGAUGGCAGCGGCGACCGCGGCUGGCGGCUUCUGGGCGUUCUUCCUUGCUUAAUUACUCUCCCUGAUGAACCGCGAUCCCGCGGAAUCCACAGUUUGUACCUUCGGACCUUCCUGCUGGAGCCGCGAUGUCUUGUGUGCUUCUCUGCUUUCCUCAAUACUGUGCCCCGAAGCUAAUUCUGCUAGCGACCUUGACCCUAAGUUUCGAAACUUACGGUCGAUCACGUGUCCCAUCCGAUACCCUUAUCUUCUCCCAUUAGUCUAACUUAUCUUUUUCUCACUUCCAAUUUCCAUUGUCCUUGGACCAUGAUUUCUCCGUCCGCUGGCCAUCGGAGUAGCUCAGGGCCCCACCCCCGCACCCUCUAGCCGCCGGGAGGCGCUCCUAGUCGUAGCACCCUGGCCUUCGAGCUUGGUGGCAUUCAGCAACGGCAGGCGGAAGGCGGCGCGGUGUCCCCGCGCGGCAGGGAGUUUCGCAUCUCCGGCAACGGCGAGGAAGGAACGCCCAGCGCCCCAGUCCUCAGAGUGGCGCGCGGGCCCACCGCGAGUAACUGCUACCAACGGCGAGCAAGGGAGCGGCAGUAGGGCCCAGCGGGCUCUAUCGUGCCGGAUCCGCGCGGAGACUGUGGAGCGUGGCGGCGAGCCCCGGCGAGCUCGGGUCGUCCGCAUUUUUUUCUAUUUUUUCUGUUCUUUUAUUUAACGGGUUUGUGCGUUCUUGCACCUGUUUCAAACUCGAAUGGUGAUUUUACUCCUAUCUUUUUAACUGUA
This is a messenger RNA of Panicum hallii, 1147 nucleotides long. RefSeq lists its product as uncharacterized. NCBI's taxonomy places the organism in Eukaryota, Viridiplantae, Streptophyta, Magnoliopsida, Poales, Poaceae. Bases 99 to 437 code for a protein of 112 amino acids. The transcript has 2 exons. The record is from RefSeq and is a predicted model, not a curated record.